Messenger RNA from Cladocopium goreaui, 1671 nucleotides. The record is from the annotation of a GenBank genome assembly. Lineage: Eukaryota; Dinophyceae; Suessiales; Symbiodiniaceae.
AUGGCGAGGGUCUUGCGCGCGAGACCCACCGUAGAUCCAGAUUCUAUUGAUGAAUGGCGGGCCAUGGCGCAAAGUAGAACCAUUUCAGCUGAGAGCUCUAAGAGCGGGCAGUGGUUGAUGGAUGCUGCCGUGGAAAAUUUCCAAACUUGCGCGGCCAUGAGUGGAGGCAGAUGGCCAAAACCUCCCCGUUGUUUGACUUGGGCUUCUUGUUGCUCUGGGUCUGAAGGGCCUCUUUUUUGCAUUCAAGCCAUCAACGCCGCAGUGAAGUCCAACAAGCAGGGGGCACCGUUCUGCAUGUCCCAUGUGUUUAGUUGCGAGAAGGACGCAGAGAAAAGGAAGUGGAUCGCUUGUGCUUCGUUUCUAGCAGCCGACACAGUUCAACGGGCAAGCUCUCAGAGCCAGCAGGCAGCUCAUGCUGCAGCAGCGGGCCGUGCUUGCUGUCACACGCGGCUGGCAGAACCAUGUCUCUUUGUAGACAUUGCCACCUUAGGCCAACCUGAAGCAGAAUGCGCGACGCACCGAAAGAAAUGCCUUGUUCCAGAGGUCGAUUUGCUGGUGCUUGGUACGUCUUGCAAGGAUAUGUCAAAGGCAAAUCCCAAUCCACAGGCAGCUGCAGGAGUUUUGGGGCAGAUGAGCAGCAAGGGUGGCUCCGCACAAACAUUCCAAGGAAUGUUGGCAUACUUGUCCAGCAAAUGCCCCCCGCUAGUUCUCUUCGAGAAUGUGGACGCGAUGGACGAUAGCAAGGGUGCUGAAAGCAGCAACAUGGACAUCUUCUUGGCUGAGACAUCAUCGAGAGGCUAUGAAAGCCAAGUUUUUAUGACAGAUGCUGCUGAGUUUGGUUGUGCUGCUCGGCGCAGGAGGGUAUAUGUAUUGCUGGUUCGGGCGGCUGUGAACCCUUCGGUGGACUUUGUUUCACGGCCCCUCAGUGCCACAUUUGCCACUUUCAGAGCCUUACUCGUUGGGUGCCUUCGAGGCGGGCCGUGUGUCAAUGACGUGCUUCUUGACCAGGCGUCCACGUCAGUGCAAGCAGACCUUCAGUUGCGCUUGGACAAGCGGGCCAAACAAAAGGAAAAGGAGUCUGCAAAGACUUCACCGCCCGUCAAUGUGCCUCAAACAUGGUUGGCCAGCAACCAAUGGUUUCAAGUUUUGGGGGACCGGGAGAAGGAUGCACUGGUGCUGCAGCAGCUGCACUCUCCGCAGAUUCGCUUCCGAGAUUUGUCUCAAUCUAUCACCCGAAUGAAUUCAAAUUCUUGGGACCCAGACAGAGCACGGCAUACUAUGAGCACCGUUUUGCCCAAGAUGACUCUUUGGUGUGAGCACCAGGCUCGGUUGGCUCUAGGGCGCGAAGGUUUGGUCAUGCAAGGUUUUCCUGUAACGCCUUUCCUCGAGUUGGUCCAGGAGCACAUGCAAAGUUUGCCCCUUGCGGAGCAGUGGUUUCCAUCUGAAAAUUUGAUGAUGGACCUGGCUGGAAACGCAAUGGCUUUGCCAGUAGUGCUUGCUAUGUUGCAGUGCGCCCUGGUGGCUUUAAAUUGGAAAGAUGGGGCGCAAUCACUGCAGGUAAAUCCUUUGUCUCACAGUGAGGACAUGGCUGCUGCUAUGGAGGCUUUGGAGGCUUUGGGUUCUGCCAUGGUGAAGUGCUGUCACAGCGGGCAGGAAGGCUUUGUAAAGUAG